Molecule: messenger RNA, 1438 nt
Organism: Dryobates pubescens (Downy woodpecker)
Lineage: Eukaryota; Metazoa; Chordata; Aves; Piciformes; Picidae
Gene: FBXW4
Product: F-box and WD repeat domain containing 4
Exons: 9
Coding region: 99-1340 (413 amino acids)
Biological process (GO): SCF-dependent proteasomal ubiquitin-dependent protein catabolic process
Cellular component (GO): SCF ubiquitin ligase complex
Molecular function (GO): protein binding
Source: RefSeq, a predicted model, not a curated record
CAUGUGACUGGGGAGCGGCUGCCCCCGUCCAUGGCUUGGCCUCCCCCGGGCAGCAGCAGCUCCGGCUCCCGGGGAGGAGGGGCAGGACCUGCUGCUCCAUGGGGAGGAAGGGCAGCCCCCGAUCCCCCCAGGCGGAGGGGGGAUCCCGGGCAGCCUCCCCCCGCUCCUCCUCCCCCCCUUCCCCGCUCUGGGCCUUACCUGAGGAGCUGCUGCUCCUCAUCUGCUCCUACCUGGACGCACAGGCCUUAGGCCGCCUGGCCCAGGUCUGCCGCCGCCUGCGCUUCCUCAGCAGCCGCGAUCUUCUGUGGAGGCGGAUAGCCCGUGGCUGCCUCAACUCCGGCUUCACCCAGCUCGGCACCGACCUGUUGUCUGGCAUUCCAGUGAAGGAAAGGGUGAAAGUAUCUCAGAACUGGAGGCACGGACGCUGCCGGAGAGAGACCGUCCUGAAAUGGAAAUGCGAUUUGCUGCCCUGGAUGGAGCUGGAUGGAGAGUAUCUCUACCUGUCUCAAGCAGAGAACAUCCACGCCUACCGGCUCUGUCCAGACGGUGCAGGUUUGCAGCGUCACCCUCAGGCUAUCUUCUCUGGCCACCAGGAGGAUGUGUGUCGCUUUGUUCUUGUCAACUCCCACAUCGUCAGUGGAGGGGGAGAUGGAAGUAUUGUCCUUCACAAGAUUCAUGGCUCCUAUAGCGUCAAGUUCUCUGCACAUGAACAGGAGGUGAGCUGUGUGGAUUUCCAAGGUGGCCUCAUUGUCAGCGGCUCCCGGGAUAGAACAGCGAAGGUUUGGUCCCUGUCCGCCGACAGAGUUGGGCAGUGUCUACAUACAGUGCAGACAGAGGAUCGAGUGUGGUCCAUUGCUAUCAGCCCAUUAUUAAGCUCAUUUGUGACUGGGACAGCCUGCUGUGGACACCCCUCACCUCUGAGAAUCUGGGACCUGGAGAGUGGUCAGCUGUUGACCUGUUUAGGCACUGACUUCCACUGUGGAGCUGGAGUCCUUGACAUGUUCUAUGAAACGCCCUCCCUUCUCCUUUCUUGUGGGUAUGACACCUACAUCCGCUACUGGGACAUACGAGCCAGCACCAGGAAGUGUGUGCAGGAGUGGGAAGAGCCCCAUGACAGUGCCCUGUACUGCAUUCGGAGCGACAAGAACUACAUGAUGGCCAGCGGCUCCGCCUACUACGGCGUGGUGCGCCUCUGGGACAAGCGGCAGACCCGCUGCCUGCAGAGCUUUCACCUGUCUUCACCUACCAGCAGCCCAGUCUACUGCCUCCGUUUCAGUACCACCCAUCUGUAUGUUGCCCUGGCAUCAGCCCUGCGUGUCCUGGACUUCACAGCCCCAUGAAGGGCACCGCAGCUACUUCUGCUCACCCCAAGUCAAAAAUUCAAAAGAGUUGACACUUGGCUCAGGGAAUUGCAGGGCAGGAGAGGUGAGAAUGGUUC